Molecule: messenger RNA, 1953 nt
Organism: Tachysurus vachellii
Lineage: Eukaryota; Metazoa; Chordata; Actinopteri; Siluriformes; Bagridae
Gene: spata6l
Product: spermatogenesis associated 6-like
Exons: 10
Coding region: 234-1157 (307 amino acids)
Biological process (GO): spermatogenesis
Molecular function (GO): myosin light chain binding
Source: RefSeq, a predicted model, not a curated record
ACUCUUAAAUAUGUCCAGAAGUCAGAGCAUUGUGUAAUGUGUGUGUGUGUGUGUGUGUGAGUGAGUGUGUGUGUACAGCAAAUGCUUCAACUUUUCCUGUGAUGAGACUGGAACUCUGAGAGUUGGGAAAACAUUAUUAUAUACCUCAGCACCACCGAGACCCAUUUACACGUUCAUUCAUACGCAGGGAUAAAAAACAGGUGGAUGUGUUUAGGAGAUCAGAUGAAACUUCAAUGGACACGGUGACCUGUCCUGGAGUGCACCUACCAUGGAAGGAUGACAUUUACCUCAGUGUGUGCCUGAUGAACCAGUACAGAAUGACACAAUGUCUACCAGCUGUGUUCCCAUUACGGUUUAAGAUGAAAAUGACGUUUGACAAGAUAUUCAAGUACGCCAGUGAUCCUGCAGAUAUUGCUGAAAUGUUACAGUGUGAGACUGUAAAAGUUGAGCUCAUACAGUUGAUUCCUCCAGUUGGGGAAGUGUUGGCCAUAUAUGAGCUCGAUGCUAGAAGUUUUCUUUUCCCAGAGCCUAAGCUGGUGCCUUCUUUUUCUGGAGAAGACCGUGAAGUGCUUAUGAGAAGAGACCCCACUUUCCCUGGUAUUUCUCCAAGAUUAGAGUUCUCCACCAGGACAAAAAUCAGCGAAUGUUCUGAGAGAGAUCUUUCCCGGAGCCUCCCUGUGAGAAUAUUAACAAGGAAAAGAGCAAAGUCUUCCAAGCAUCAGGGCUGCUUAUUUGCACCACAAGGCCUCAGGAGCAUAAGGAUGCAAAGGUCUCGUUCCCUCUCCCCGUUCAGGAGCUCUGGUUCAGUCUGGAACAACACUAAACCUGUAAAUCAAACAUGCUCUCUCACUGAUAACUCCUCAGACACAGAUGAGCUCCUUGACAACACAGGGAAACCGUCCCAGUGCAAUCGUGCAUCGAGACAUGAGGGAUCUCCCAGCUCAGCUGCACUGACUCGCUUCAAAAUAGCCUACCCAAAGAUGAACAGGUUUGAUUCUUUAUUGUGUUCACCAAAUUCAUUGGAGGAGGUUCAGGAGCGAGUGUGCAGUCUGCUCACCUCUCCCAAAGCCAUGCACAGACUGGCCUAUGGUGCAACGAAGUCUGAAAGAGAUGAGGUGCUGGAACGCAGGUUCAUAUCGCAACCCUCGACUUUCUGAGAGCAAGAGUAAAAUACUAAAAUAUGAAUAUUUAUGAACAUCUUCACAAGAAUGCCUCAAUAUUAAAAAGAUUUUUCCAUUAUAUAACAUUGAUAUAAGUAACAUAAUUAUAUUAUACACUCACCGAACCCUUUAUUAGGAACACAAUACUAAUACUGGUUAGAGCUCUCAGAAUAGCAUCAUUUCUUCAUGGCAUGGAUUCCAUGAGAUGUUGGAAAUAUUCCUUUGAGAUUGUGGUUCAUGUUGACAUGAUUACAUCACACAAUUCCUGCAGAUUUUUCAGGAGCACUUUCAUACUGAGAAUCUCUAACCAUCCCAAAGGUGUUUCUCCUGAAUUCAGAUCUGGUGACUGGGAAGAACACUGAAGAACUCAAACCAGGUUGUGAUGACUUUUGCAUUGCAGUGAUGAUUGAUUGGUAUUAAUUGGACCAGUGUGUAACAAGAAAACAUCCCCCACACCAUUACUCCACCUCACCAGCCUGGACUGAACUCUCCAUUGGUGCCAAAUUUUGGCUCUACCAUCUGUGUGCCUCAGUAGUAAGAUUAAUCAGACAGGCUGUGUUUUUUUCAGUCUUUAAAUGCCGUUUUGCUGAGUCUGUGCCCACUGCAGCCUUAACUUUGUGCUCUUGGUUGACAGAAGUGGAACGUUGGCUGUAUCUGCAUUAUGUUAUGAAUUGCAGUGCUGCCACAUGAUUGACUAAUAAGAUAAUUGCAUAAAUAAAUCUGUUGAGAUUUUCCUAAUCAAGUGCUCAGUGAGUGUAUAUAAUAUCAAGAUAUAAUAUCAUUUACUCAAAAC